AGUUUGUAAGGCCCAACAUAUUGUUGCACUUCCACGUGCGCGCGCCGACGCCAAUUGACGACCACAACAUCAGAAAAAAAUGACUAAUUUCCAGCCACUAAAUGUGCGACGGUUUCAGCAAAAGGCCCAAGUAGUCACACCCGACACCAUAUAUUGGAAUCGCUUGGCGAAACCGGAGCUGCUCAAGGAACACACAACGAUCGACUAUAUAGACUUCAGUCCAAGUGAUCCAGACAAUUUUGUGCUGACAUGUUCGGUGCGUGUGCAAAUCUACAAUCUGGUGACAAAGCUGGUGGUUAAGAAUUUGUCACGCUUCCAAAAGACCGCGUACGGUGCCACAUUUAGGCAGGACGGUCGCCUUUUGGCCGCCGGCGACGAGGAGGGUCAUGUGAAGCUUUUCGAUACAACUAGCCGAAGCAUAUUGCGUCUGUUCAAGGGCCACAAGGCGCCCGUGCAUCGCACCUUCUUUACGGCCGACAAACUGCAUUUGGCCAGCUUUGCGGACGACAAAUCCGUCCGUCUCUGGGAUGUGGCGAACGAGAAGGUGGUGCAAACAUAUGAGGAUGCGCACAGCGACUAUAUACGAGCCGGUGCCAUGCAUCCGCAGGCGAAGCACAUGUUCAUCUCCGGCGGCUAUGAUGGUAAAAUCAAUCUCUAUGACACGCGCGCCGAACAGGCAAUAACACAAACCUUGGAUCAUGGCAGUCCCGUUGAGUCGAUGCUGUUCCUGCCGAGCGGUUCAAUAUUCAUCACAGCCGGCGGCACACAGGUGCGCGUCUGGGAUUUAAUCAGUGGCUGUCGCUUGCUAACGACCAUGUCACAGCACCACAAGACGAUAACGUGUCUGCGUCUGGGCUCCGACGGCAGGCGUCUGCUCUCCGGCGGUCUGGAUCGUCAUGUCAAGAUCUAUGAUGUUAGCACAUAUAAAACGGUGCACACACUUACCUAUCCAAAUGCGGUGGUCAGCCUGGCCGUUGCUGCCAAGGAUCAGGCUGUUGUUGCCGGCAUGGUCGAUGGCUUGGUCUCCAUCAAACGGAUGAUUGUCGACAGCAAACCGAGCCAUCUGAAGCAAAUCAAGGCCAGCCAUCGGCAGAAGCAUUUCAAGAGAUUGGCGCGUCCAAAUACUGGCCAACCGGUUGAUCAUGUAAUUACCGUCAAAAGAAGCGCAACCAAGCUCAAACCGUACGAUAUACAUCUGCGCAAAUUCAACUAUAAGCAGGCGCUUGACUUUGUCUGUACACGCCGGAACAUUGAGAAGUUUCCGGAAAACGUUGUCGCCGUCAUCACAGAGCUGCAGCAUCGCAGCGCACUGCAGGCGGCGCUCACAAAUCGACCCGACGAGAAGAUCAUACAGUUUAUUAACUUUCUGUGCGAUCAUAUGGGUGAGGUGCGAUUUAUGCGUCCGCUCCUGAAUGCCGCCAGCGCCGUAAUGGAUGUGUUCGAGAACAAUGUAUUUAGCUACAACAAACAGAUGCUGUCUGCCCUGGAGCGGCUCAGGCGGACAAUGCAGGCCGAGAUUCGUCUGACCUGUGAACUGUUGCAGGUGAAGGGCGCUCUCGAGAUGAUCAUUGGCGGUGCGCUGGACAACAACGAGGAGACGGCGCCCACACUACGCUACACACAUAACAAAACGCCCAAAAUGCAUCCCUCAAAGGCGGCCUCCAACUAUGUGGUCAUUGUCGACUGACCCGGAGCCAAUUCUAUAGACUUGGCGCAUGCUUAAACCUCAGCCCGUCGCACAUAAGCAUUAUUCUAAUUGCUUUUCACUUUCGAUUCGCAUACAUAAUUAUGCACAUGCCAAAUGGGCGGGGGGAUUGUACAAAGCUAAAUUCACGUUCGUUUUAAUUAUUGUUAGAAAAAU
Messenger RNA from Drosophila virilis, 1861 nucleotides. Its product is annotated as U3 small nucleolar RNA-associated protein 15 homolog. Gene Ontology annotation, biological process: rRNA processing; positive regulation of transcription by RNA polymerase I. Gene Ontology annotation, cellular component: nucleolus. The record is from RefSeq and is a predicted model, not a curated record. Gene Ontology annotation, molecular function: protein binding. NCBI's taxonomy places the organism in Eukaryota, Metazoa, Arthropoda, Insecta, Diptera, Drosophilidae.